AUGGAUCAUUUUGGCUCCAUAAAUAUCAAAAGUCAGUACUUUGUGCAGCCACUAGCUGCUUUAAGCUUUAGUGCAUCACAUCCUCGUGGACUUGGAGAUUUCCCAGUCCUCGCUGUGAAAUAUUGCCCCUCUUUCAAUCUGUGGCCCAACCUGCUGCACAACAACCAGCACAAGCCAGCUACCAGUCUGUGGCCCAACCUGCUGCACAACAACCAGCACAAGCCAGCUACCAGUCUGUGGCCCAACCUGCUGCACCACAACCAGCGCAAGCCAGCUACCAGUCUGUGGCCCAGCCUAGUGUCCAACAACCAGCACAAGCCAGCUACCAGUCUGUGGCCCAACCUGCUGCAACAACCAGCACAAGCCAGCUACCAGUCUGUGGCCCAACCUGCUGCACCACAACCAGUGCGAGCCAGCUACCAGUCUGUGGCCCAACCUGCUGCCCAGCAACCAGCUCAAGCCAUCUACCAAUCAGUGUCCCAGCCCAGUGUCCAACUACCAGCACAAGCUAGCUAUCAGUCUCCAUCCCAGCCCAGUGGCCCACAGUCCGCACAAACCAGGUACCAGGCUGUGUCACGUCCCAGUGGUAUGCUGUCACCACAGGCCAGCUACCAAUCAGUAUCUCAGCCCAGUGUCCAACUACCUGCACAAGCUGGCUAUCAGUCUGUGUCCCAGUCCAGUGGACGACCAGGACAGGCUCGUUACCAGGCUCCACAACCCAGCAGCCUGCAGUCAGCACAGGCCAGCUACCAAUCUGUGUCCCAGCCCAGUAUCCAACUACCAGCACAAGCUAGCUAUCAGCCUCCCUUCCAGUCCAGUGGCUAUCAGUCAGUGCAAGCUCGUUACCAAUCGAGUGAACAACCAGAACAGGCUUGUUACCAGGCUGUCUCUCAACCCACCAGCCUGCAACCAACACAAGCCAUAUACCAAUCCAUGUCCCAGCCCAGUGGCCCACAGUCAGCACAAACUAGGUACCAGGCUGCGUCACGUCCCAGUGAUAUGCUGUCAGCACAGGCCAGCUACAUAUCUGUGUCUCAACCUAGUGGACAACCAGGACAGGCUCGUUACCAGGCUCCAUCACAGCCUAGCAGCCUGCAGUCAGCGCAAGCUGGUUACCAGUCUGCACCCCAGCCUAGUGGCCUGCAGUCAGCACACGCCAGCUACCAGUCUGCACCCCAGCCUAGUGGCCUGCAGUCAGCACAAGCUGGUUACCAGUCUGCACCCCAGCCUAGUGGCCUGCAGUCAGCACAAGCCAGCUACCAGUCUGCACCCCAGUCUAGUGGCCUGCAGUCAGCACAAUCAAGCUACCAACUGGCACAGGCUCGCUAUCAGUCUGUAGCCCAAGCUAGUGGCCUGCAGUCAGCACAAGCCAGCUACCAGUCUGCACCCCAGCCUAGUGGCCUGCAGUCAGCACAAGCCAGCUUCCAGUCUGCACCCCAGCCUAGUGGCCUGCAGUCAGCACAAGCCAGCUUCCAGUCUGCACCCCAGCCUAGUGGCCUGCAGUCAGCACAAACAAGCUUCCAGUCUGCACCCCAGUCUAGUCGCCUGCAGUCGGCACAAACAAGCUACCAAUCAGCACAAGCUCGCUAUCAGUCUGUAGCCCAAGCUAGUGGCCUGCAGUCAGCACAAGCCAGCUACCAGUCUGCACCCCAGCCUAGUGGCCUGCAGUCAGCACAAGCCAGCUACCAGUCUGCACCCCAGCCUAGUGGCCUGCAGUCAGCACAAGCCAGCUACCAGUCUGCACCCCAGUCUAGUGGCCUGCAGUCAGCACAAUCAAGCUACCAACUGGCACAGGCUCGCUAUCAGUCUGUAGCCCAAGCUAGUGGCCUGCAGUCAGCACAAGCCAGCUACCAGUCUGCACCCCAGCCUAGUGGCCUGCAGUCAGCACAAGCCAGCUUCCAGUCUGCACCCCAGCCUAGUGGCCUGCAGUCAGCACAAGCCAGCUUCCAGUCUGCACCCCAGCCUAGUGGCCUGCAGUCAGCACAAACAAGCUUCCAGUCUGCACCCCAGUCUAGUCGCCUGCAGUCGGCACAAACAAGCUACCAAUCAGCACAAGCUCGCUAUCAGUCUGUAGCCCAAGCUAGUGGCCUGCAGUCAGCACAAGCCAGCUACCAGUCUGCACCCCAGCCUAGUGGCCUGCAGUCAGCACAAGCCAGCUACCAGUCUGCACCCCAGCCUAGUGGCCUGCAGUCAGCACAAGCCAGCUACCAGUCUGCACCCCAGCCUAGUGGCCUGCAGUCAGCACAAGCCAGCUACCAGUCUGCACCCCAGUCUAGUGGCCUGCAGUCAGCACAAACAAGCUACCAGUCUGCACCCCAGUCUAGUGGCCUGCAGUCAGCACAAGCCAGCUACCAGUCUGCACCCCAGCCUAGUGGCCUGCAGUCAGCACAAGCCAGCUACCAGUCUGCACCCCAGCCUAGUGGCCUGCAUCCAAUCAGCCUGCAGUCGGCGCAAACAAGCUACCAAUCAGCACAGGCUCGCCUGCAUCAGUCUGUACCAGCCCAAGCUAGUGGCCUGCAGUCAGCACAAGCCAGCUACCAGUCUGCACCCCAGUCUAGUGGCCUGCAGUCAGCACAAACAAGCUACCAAUCAGCACAAGCCAGCUACCAGUCUGCACCCCAGUCUAGUGGCCUGCAGUCAGCACAAGCCAGCUACCAGUCUGCACCCCAGUCUAGUGGCCUGCAGUCAGCACAAACAAGCUACCAAUCAGCACAAGCCCGCUACCAGUCUGCACCCCAGCCCAGUGGCCUGCAGACAGCACAAGCCCGCUACCAGCCUGUAGCCCGACCUAGUGGCCUGCAGUCAGCACAAGCCAGCUACCAGUCUGCACCCCAGUCUAGUGGCCUGCAGUCAGCACAAGCCAGCUACCAGUCUGUGCCCCAGCCCAGUGGCCUGCAGUUAGCACAAACAAGCUACCAAUCCGCACAAGCCAGCUACCAGUCUGCGCCCCAGCCCAGUGGCCUGCAGUCAGCACAAGCCCGCUACCAGUCUGUAGCCCGACCUAGUGGCCUGCAGUCAGCACAAGCCAGCUACCAGUCUGCACCCCAGUCUAGUGGCCUGCAGUCAGCACAAACAAGCUUCCAGUCUGCACCCCAGUCUAGUCGCCUGCAGUCGGCGCAAACAAGCUACCAAUCGGCACAGGCUCGUUAUCAGUCUGUAGCCCAACCCGGUGGCCUGCAGUCAGCACAAACAAGAUACCAAUCGACACGGGCUCGCUAUCAGUCUGUAGCCCAACCUAGUGGCCUGCAGUCAGCACAAGCCAGCUUCCAGUCUGUUCCCCAGCCCAGUGGCCAAUCUGUGUCUCUUUGGCCUGGAUCCCAGCUCUCUUCUAUGCCAGACCAGUCAAGUUAUGAGGCUCUUUCCAGUUUUGGUUCCCAACCUCUGGAGCAACCCAGUAAUGUACAACUUGCUUCAAGCUAUAAGUCUGUGUUGCAGUCUGCUCAGCCUGGCCUUCAGGAUGCAGCACCAUUGCUUUCUCAGACUACUCAAAGCAAGCGCUUAUCACCAGGCGUGUUGAGGCUGUUGUAGCAAGUGAAGUCGUAGUUGCAUAGUUGAUUUAACUUGUUUACUUAUUGUUUUCUUAUUGGGUGUUUUUUUUUUUUUUUUUUUUUUUUUUUUUUUUUUUUAAAUAAAUGUUACUAUUUGAACGUACUUGUGGUCUCUGCUUGUUUGG
Labeo rohita (rohu) is the source of this 3673-nucleotide messenger RNA. RefSeq lists its product as uncharacterized. Bases 1 to 3528 code for a protein of 1175 amino acids. NCBI's taxonomy places the organism in Eukaryota, Metazoa, Chordata, Actinopteri, Cypriniformes, Cyprinidae. The transcript is spliced from 3 exons. The record is from RefSeq and is a predicted model, not a curated record.